Haliotis rufescens (red abalone) is the source of this 7676-nucleotide messenger RNA. RefSeq names its product synaptonemal complex protein 2-like. Lineage: Eukaryota; Metazoa; Mollusca; Gastropoda; Lepetellida; Haliotidae. The coding region runs from base 609 to 6233 and encodes 1874 amino acids. The record is from RefSeq and is a predicted model, not a curated record. The transcript is spliced from 39 exons.
UGCUCAAUUUCGAUAUAAAAUGGGAGUUUUUAAGUCGAUUCUGACCUAAAAAGUACAUUAAUAGAAUGUGUAAACUACCGAAAUUUAAAUGUAAUGAGAAAAAAAUUCGAAAAAAUCUCUUAUGCGAAUAUGAGCCAAAUAUCAGACCCCUACGAUGCGCGAGAGCGAAGCUAACGGGAUCGCGAGGCGGAGGGUGUGUCCUGAUGUUAUACGUCAUAGAAGUAGUCAAUUCAUGGUUAAGAGCUUGGAAAAAAGUAUUAAUUUUAAUAUAAACAAUGUGUAUCUUUGACUUAAAAUAAAUUGUGAGUCCAUUGUUGAUAGAAUGAACGGCAGAACACCUGCCUCUGAAAAUUGCACAAGCGAGGCGGCAGUAUAUUUCCUAGCCCCACGCUUUCUCCAAGUACGUUUGUUGAUUGUUGACAACGAGCACAUGUUCCUUCGCGCCAUAUGACGUAGUUUCUCACGUGAGGUCAAAGGUGAGAUGUUAUCCUGUCGUCUGCUGGCGAAUAGACAGAUGUGUGUGGUCAAAAUGGACCAAAUUUAAUUAAGUACUAUUAACUUACCAGUGACUUUAUUCCUGACCUCAUCUUCUACAUGAAGGCCUUAUCAUGGAUGAAGGAGCAAAGCUGUUUGCAGGGUUUGAUGACAUUAUCCAUGGACACAAAAACAGUAAAUCAGCCUCCUUGGAAAUCAAUUUUGCAAAGAUAUAUCCCCAAUCUGUGCCGGUUUAUAACCGAAUCAACUGCCUGAAGCAAUACCUGUCAAAAGUUGAUAAGCUGGUCAAAAGGUGCAGAGAGGAUGAAGCAACAUUCUGUUUGCUUUUGGAAGCAGGACUUCCCAAUUUGAUGGUGGAAUCAAUUGGUGUCUUCAGUGAAGUAUCCAACCUAGAAGGUGUAGCGCCUUUGCUCGAGGAAUUACUGGACACAGUAAAUCUGAUUUCUGAAUCUGGAGCAAAUGGGCAAGCCUAUAUGCUAAAAUCUGUCUGUGGACCAUAUUUGGAUCUUCUUUUAGGAGACUUCUGUUCCUUAUCUCAGAAAACAGAGAUCAGUAGAUCACUGAACAUCAUUCUUGAGACCUGUCCUUUUGCAAUAAAGGAAAUUUUGUUGAAGAAGAUGGAAAUAAUUGAGAAAUUACAGCGUUUAUUUCAGCUUAUCGUAACAGUUGGAGACUAUGAAUUUCAAAUUGGAUUGUUAGAGUGCGUUUUUCGUCUUGUGCCCCGAAAAGUGAGAGCUCAGUAUGCAUUGAAGUUCAUACAGAGGUGCUUUUUGGAUAGUUUCUUGGAUAUUCGUGAUGCCAAUUUUGAAACAGAUUGCAGAGUGUUUUUGAAUGAAGUCAACAGAGCAGCAGGAAACAACAGCAGAGUCUACUCAGUUCCAUGUGAAAAGGCAAUCUUUGGGAUGAGAAAGCUCAAUAAACCUAAUGAUGAUGAUUAUAAUGAAUUCUGGGUAGACUUCAACUAUGGCACAAGGCGCAUCACAUUAUUCUGUGAACAAGACAUCAUGGAGGUCAACAGUCAGAAUAGUCAAGGGGAACUGGAUUUGUGGGAGACAGUCAGUGUAUCGUUGGGUGAUGUGAAGUGUUACAGCUACACAGAACAGGACAACGUUGGAAUCUCUUCAAUUGAACUGAAAAAGGACAUCAACUCACUAUAUCCUAAUAUGAUGCAGUGUAGUGGAAAGCACUUUGAGUUAUUUGUGCAAACCAAAUACAACCCAAGAAAAGCUCUGAUGUCUGUGUUUGGAAGUGAAAAGUGCACAAAUAGGAAAGCUUCUGCCGUCAUUUCACCUCUGCUAUUGAAUGUGCAGACAGAUCACUAUGAAGAGACUGAAUCUCCAUUAGGCAGAAGGUUCAUACAUGAAGGUCCUGUGACAACAUUACAAGACAACUCACAUGAAAGUCUUAAGAACCUCACUCCACUGCGCACAAAGAUAUCUGUGCCCUGUAUACCCAUGUCAACACCAGCCAGAUCACUGUGCUCACAAGAACAAGAAGAGGAACAUGUAUCAUCUGCACAAAACAUACAGAAGAUACAGCAUACAAGAACAGACAAUAAAAGCAAAACAUCCCAAACAUGCCAACCAUGCCAACCAUCUAAGUCACAGCACAAGGACGGUACUUUUGAUGCACCAAAAACACCCAGUGACAAAUAUGUUAGGCCAAAGGUGAAGACACCAGUUGUGACAAUUAGAGAAGGUUGCUCCAAGAAAAUGCAGAAGGAUAGGAAAAUGAAGAAAAAGGGAAAACAAGAUGAACAGAAAACAGAUACACAUGAUAUGCCAUCAGAUAAACGUGAAGAAGAUGAUGUUAUUCCCGAUUCUUUGCCUACUUCAAAUCACCAACACAUAACAAUUGCUGUCCAUCAAAAGUCCCAGAGGAAUGCAUGCUUAAGUGACAGCGGGAUAGAUUUGACUGAAGGAGAUGCAUUGCGACGUGACAAGGGUGAUGUGUUAUCCAAGAGUCAAAGCAAGAAAGAGAAAAAUUCCUGUUUUGAUUUUACGGGUGACAUUGAUGAUGACUUCAAAGACAAACAAAUCUCACAAGGAAAGAAUAAGCUUUUGAAAAAGAAGAAACAAGGGAAAAACAAACCAACAUCAGAAAAGGAUGUUUCUCCAAUAUGUCAGGAAAAAGAGAACAAUUCAGUGAUUAAACUGAAAGAAGGGAAUAAGAUAGACAACAGUGUUCAACAAAAUUACCAUGAAAUUAGUCGAGCUGCUGAAAACUCAACACCACAAUCCUCAGAUCUUCCAUCAUCAUUUGAGGUAACUGUCAUUCAGGAAUCUCAAUAUGUGUCAACUGAGACAGGUAUAGAAGGUUCAAGUGAUGUUCAAGAUACUGGUAAACACACAGACAGCUUAUACAGCUCCACAAUUAAUACCAAGUCAAGCAUGCAUGUGAACACACUGCAAACUACAAAGGAGAUGUCUGGAAAACAGAAAAUGAAACUCUCAAGAAAACAGAAAAAGAAACUGAUCCAUCCCAAAGAUAGAGUUCAAAAUCUAAACAGAAAUGAAGAGUCUUUAACUGAUGAAUCAUCAGUACAAUCUGAUGUGUCAAAACAACUCACUGAGGCUCCCAUGAAAGCUACAAGAAAAAAACCUUCGCCUUCUGAUAUAGACAUGAAAAACAAGCCUGCAAUGAAGGAAAACACUACUAAAAAGGAUUCUCACCAUUCAAUGUUGAAAAGAAGUCUAUCAAGCCCUUGUCUUAUUUUGAAAGAGAAUGCUGGCAAAAUAAGAAGCAUGAGCAAAGACAAUCCAACAACAAAGAAGGAGAGCAAAUGUAAAGAGAAAACUGGUUUGGCUAAAGGAGUAGUGCCUAAGGUAUCUAGUUUAUCUUCAGAUACAGAAGUGGAAAAAGAAGCUGUUCACAAGAAGAAAUCUCUUGGAAAAACCUCCACGUCAAAGCAGAAUGCAAAGACUAGUGGGAGUCAUAAGGUAGAACAGGAGGAAGCUAAGGAGCCACAGCUAAUAGAAACAAGAAGUCAACACUGUAAAAGAGUAUUGCCAAGUCGAAAAGCUAAGGCUAAACAGAUUGAUGUUUAUAAAGAAGAAUUCAGUAGUUCUGAAAAUGUUGGAAAUCUAUUUGAAAGCCCAUUUAGCAUGGCAGAUGAUGAUGUUAACAAAGAUUUGCCAACAGAAUCUUCCCAAGCAACCAAGAUGUCUUCAUUUGUUAAACCAAAGAACACGCACAGAUUGCUGUCUCAGUCUGGUUUAUACUUUCCAGAACUUUCAAGUAAUGCCAGCCCUGCGAGUGAUCCAUAUGAUUUUGAUAUGGAAUCUGAAGAUCAGCUUUACCCUCAGUUUCAGACUAACAGUAAUCCAGCCAAAGCCACUGAUACUGGUGAUAGCAACCAGACUAAUAAAGAAAAUGGUAUGAAGGAGACAAUUAUGAAAACUUCAAAGUUUUUUAAACACAGAUCAGAAGUUGGGAUUAAUAUAAGUUCAGAGACUAUUGCAACCAAUUACAUGAAAACUUGGCAUCAAAAGUUGAAUAAGAAGGGUGGAAAGUCUGGAGUUUUAUCACAAAGUUAUAUGAGUUGGAAGAGUGUGGACAAAAAUAUUAAAAGCACCAAAAAGGAAGACAUUAGCAGAGAAAAAAGUGGACAAAAAAAUAAUUCCAAAACAAAGCAACAGAAUUAUGUUGAAGAAACAUCUAUCUGCUCAGAAAGAAGAGUGUCCAGAGUUAAUGCUGAUAUUGUGAAAGACACUGAAACAAUUCAGAAUGAGUCAACAGUCUCCUCAAGAAAGAAAACCAAAACUCCAAAAUUCACAUUGUUUAAUCCUGAAUUAUCUGUGUUGUUACCAACAAAAGAUGGAAAUGCUGAAUUGAAAAAUAUUUGUGAGGAGAAAAAUGAGAGUCUCUUCCCGAAAAAAGAUCAACCUGAACACAGACCAAAGAAGGGAAAGGCAAUGCCGAAACACUGUGACAAGAAGUUAGAAGAACAAAAGAGGACUUUUGCGGCAGAUGCACCUGAGAAGAAGAUGCACGGUUCAAAAUCUAGAUGUAAAAACAAUAUUUCUGAGACACUGGAGAGUAAAAGUUUAGACAGAUAUGAAAAUGGUACCUCUAAUGCUGUUGUUGUUGAAAAGUUCUCAGCAAUUUGUGAGUCACUAGUUGAGCAGUCUUCCUUAGAAAUAGAAGACUUGGACAAGAAGUUGAAUCAGUGUGAUGUGGAACCCAAGACAAGCUUACAACAGAAGGUGACUGAAUGCUCAGAUGAAGAAUAUCGACAGAACAACUGUUCAAUAGUAAAUGAUUUGAAAAGUGAAUUAAGUUGGAUAGCUAAGCGAUCAACUGCCAAGAGAAAGAAAAGUCAGAAAACGUACAAGAGAAAACCUGUCAUGAAAGAGAGAAAAUGUAGGCUUGCUGACAUGGAUAGUGAGGAUGAGAAUAGAGAUGAAGAAGAUGGCAAAGAAGAUGAUAAUGGUGGUGACAGUGAUGAUGACAUUUCCCUCAUAAGGAGAGAGGAGGAGGAUCUAAUUUUGUCACAGGAUUCUGAAGCUUCAGCAAGAUCUGCAAAAGGUGAACUCACAAAUGUGUCCACUCUCGUUCAUUCAGCAAUAACUCCAAAACUUUUACAAAGAGGAACACCUAAGAUACCUAGCUCAAAGAGACGGUACAGUCCACUUGAUGUUAAGUUCCUUGCCACACCAAAGACCCCCAAAACACCUUCCAGUUUCCAUUGGUCUGAUGAUGAGGAUAGAACUGAAUCGGAUACAGCUGAUGUUGCCAUUACUCAACAGUUAGAGGUCUAUAAAGAAUAUUCUCUUCCACUCAAAGACCAUGAAAGCGUGCCUAAACUUCUUAGCCGGUGUGCAGACAAAAUGAUAACAUCAGGUCCAUCAUCUACUGUGCGUCCACGUCGAUCUGCUCUCAAACGGAAGUAUGCACAUCUGGAGAUACUGGAUGAGAGUGAAAGUGAUGGCAUGUUGUCUUCUGAAUCGGAUCCCCACAGUGAUGAUGAGAGAAGUUUCUGCCCAAGGAAAUUAUUUAGGAAAGAUUUACCAGAACCUGCUUCUAAAGACAAUUCACCAAUAGUACAAGAUGAGGAAGAAAAUAUUCUAAAGAGACUACCUUCUAAGAAAGCAGAGACCCUUGUGAAGUCCCGUCUGACACCAGUUCCACCUAGAUACCCUCCAUACCAGCAAACUGAGGAUGAGUCUUCUACACAAUAUUGUGAACUAGACUUGGUGAUGGAUCUUAACAGUGACAGAGGAAUAAAUACAGGCAUUUCAACUUACAUACAGUCAUUUGGAAUGGACAUGCAGAAACAACUGAAGGUUAAACAUCAGCAGCUAACUGAGCUCACCAGAGGGGCACUACGAAAUACUCAGAAACACAUCUAUAAUAUCUGGACAUCUGAAAGCCAAGACAGGGGUAGAGCACUUGAACACUUCAAUGACAAGAUGCUUGAAGAACUACUCUCCCUUGAAGCAGAUGUAACUGCAUUGAAGAAUACAGAAGAAAAAUCUUUAAUAUUCUGUCAAGAACAGUUGCAGGCUAUGGAGAAGCACAAACUUUCACAGGAAAUAAGAUUAAGAAACCUGAAGCUGCUGCACUCAACACUUGAUGACAACCUCAAAGAAUCGGAGGUUAAAGCUCAGAGCCAACAGCAUAACCUGAAGCAGAUUAUGAAGAAAGAAAUGGCAGCCCUCCAGAAGAAACUCUUGUUGGAAUCUAAUCAACACCAAAUAUCAAAUGUCAAAAGAUGCCUCAAAAGUAUGCUGUUUUAGAAGAAUCUGCAAAUGUGGAGAGAAUUAUCAGAAUAAAAGCUCAGAUUGUUCAGUAGAAUAAACUGCUUUAAUUGAAAUGUAAUAGAAAUGGCUAUGACAUUGAUUCAUAAAGCCUAGUUUCAAUUCUGUUAUGCUACAUACAUGUACACUCAUAUUACACUCUCUGAUAUUUUCAAGGGUUAGAACUUACCACUACACCUCCAGCCCAUGGUUAGUACAAGCCUCCAAUUUGCCCAAUUGUUUUAACGUUACAAGGGUAUUGUAUCUUUACCUGGUCUAGUAAAACUUUUGAGUUUUAUUCUAACCAUGGCUUAUCAAAGAUACAUAUCAUUUUAGAUAGCAUGGUUAGGGGUGAAAAAUAAGGAAACGUAGGUAUGUUCAGGCUGAAAGAAACUCAAUUUUUUUGCUAUUACAUGUAUAUAUAUAUGACAUAGGAACCAGUGUGAUAAAAAAGAAUGUAAACUUACUUACUGUCAGUUACAUUUUCAGACAAUUUCAUUGUUAUUGAUAAUAUUAUGUGAUCAGUUUGAGAAUACCACUGAACUAUAGUAUGGUAAUUUGUCAAAAGUGAAACUCGUGAAAAGUCUUCAUUAUGUAUGAACAAAUAGCCACCUACCUAACAUGAAAAAAGUGCCCGCAACAUAUAUUGAUUCAUUUCUAAUCAUAUUAUCAUGCUAUUAUUUGAACUGUGUUAUGUAUUAUUACAAAGAGUAACAUGGAAACAUACCAAAACAAAAUCUUCAAUUGUCGUUAAUUAACAAAUUUGUAUUUACAUUUACUGUAUUGAGGGGAUUAAUAACAUGACUGAAUGUGUGUUUAGUAGUGGUCACCUUAAUAAACAUGGGCAAAAUGUACCUGAAUAAUACUCUUGCUAUUGUUUUAGUUAGAGGGAAAAAAAUGUAACUAGGCAGGAAGAAUUUUGAAGCUCUAUUCAAAAUGCUUUCAUGCUAUGCAAUAUUCUCUUUGCCUAAGAACUAAUAAUAUAUUGCAGUUUUAUUAUGUACACCCUUGUUUGAUAUACCAUGAACUGCUGAGCAGGAUUCCUACACAUAUUUCUGUCUCUUUAUAGCAACAAAUUCAAAGAUCUGUUAUCUAUUCAUAUACAUUAUUGUAUUCAUUUGAAUAUAAGGGUACAUGUUUCUUAGUGUUAGUCUCCCUUUCUCAGAUUUUGAAUUACAUAUACCCUGUGGUUCAGUUUAAUGUUUGUUUCAGUGUUCUACAUUGUUUUACCUCAAAGGUCACGCAAUGAAACAGGUUAAACAAAUUGAAUUAGGCCUGUCAGUUUUCAAGCAGAAAUUCACAUAUGCAAAUUCAAGUUCAUGAUAUUACAUUUCAUGCAGAUAGUGAUGCAUGUUCAUACUGGUCACACAUAAAUCUCUUUAUCCAAUUGGGGAAAUAAGCACAAGAGGCUAGGACAUUAAAAUACCGUAUUCGACGUAAUAA